Messenger RNA from Rotaria socialis, 2010 nucleotides. The record is from the annotation of a GenBank genome assembly. NCBI's taxonomy places the organism in Eukaryota, Metazoa, Rotifera, Eurotatoria, Philodinida, Philodinidae.
AUGCUUUGCAAUUUUCUUCUCAUUGAAUUUUUUGCCAUAAUUUUUACUUUUGUUAAUGGGUCACAUUUUCUUGGUGGCACCAUAAUUUGGCAUCCCCUUAAUUCUUCAGCUACUGGAUCACCUGUUGCGAUUGUUAUUACACAAACCUAUUCGUGGACAUGGACAGCGGACCCAUGCUCAAACACUGAUAUGGCUAACAGUCAUCCCGUUCCUUUCAUCACAAAUUACGCUGGUAUCAGUAAUACAUUAAAUUGUGUUCUUAAUUGUGGCACAGCUAUUGGAUUUGUUGCUCCAAACAUCUGGUCCUAUUGCACUGACUUUUCUACAGUAGAAAGCACUACUGUUGGUCAACGGUCCGAUAUCGUCUAUAUUAACACAGGUGAGGAUUUCACUGUGGCAUUCUCAAGUACUGCAUGGCGCCCAUUAGCUACUGCUGGAUCAGCAGACUGGUCUCUAGCAUCCCACAUUAUCUUAACACCAAGAUCUGAUAACGGUCUUUAUAAUAAUGCUCCUAGUCAACCAAAAGCUAUUAAUAUACCAAUAAGUGAUGCUGAUGGUGAUCCAAUGCGUUGUCGAUGGGCGAGCAGUACGACUGAAUGUGGUCAGGUGUGUCCACCAGGAUCUCUACCGAAUGAUACAAUAAUCUUUCCAAACUGUACAAUUAUUAUUACUGGUACUGUAAUCGGCGAUUUGUUUGCUGUUACUGUCGUGGUUGAAGACUUCAUUAACUCUUCAAGUACAACACCACUUAGUUCCGUCCCUAUUCAAUUUCUUGUUGAAAUUGUCGCUCCACCACCAUGUACAAUACUCCCAGAAGUGUAUGAACUUUCUGAGGCACCUUGCACACCUAUUAUUGUUGGUCAAACGUAUACGUCACAAAUUAUAGCCAUUAAUUAUUGUGGUGCUAAUGUUAAUAUUAGUGAUAUUGUCACAUUGCCAUUUCCUGGUAUGAUUCGAGGUAAUCUUAUUCAAUAUAAUUCAACAGUUUAUUAUGCAACUAUAUCAUGGACACCAACAAUCAAUCAGCUUGGAUAUCAAGUCACGUGUGCCAUGGCUGUCGACAGGACGACAACAACGUCAACAACAACAACGAUAACUACAUCAACAUCAACAUCAACUUCCACAACAACUACCGCAACAACAUCAACAACAACCACUUUACCGUGCAGCUUGGGAAUAUUCAAAGAAAAUGGUCCAUUUGAAUUAUAUCGUAUUGAGCGAUGUAUUAAUCGAGAAUGCCAAUGGCCGUUCGUUACAGAUUCGCCAAACAUCACAUUGCCAGCAAAUGCCGAUAAUGAUCUUGUUCAUGAUAUAUUUAAUGAGCAUUCAAUUAAUUCUACAAUGUACCUUUUAGGAUUAUCGACGUCUAUAGAACCUAAUACCCAUCUUCAAGCGUCGAUGAAAAUGGAUAGUAUAAAAUCUCGGUAUAAAGUAUCUGAACUUAACAUGGACUCAUCUGUGCAGAAAGAGCCCAACAGUGGAACUGUACGAAUGUCUCGAUUAAAAUCAUCGAAAUUGCAAACAUCAGCUAUGUUGAAUAAUGCAUUAAAACCAACAAACGAUGCAAAAUCUAAUGCAGAUCCAAAGAACGGGAUUCGAGUUACUUGCAUGCCUUCACCAUUAUUACCAAUAUGUCUAUCUUCAACUCAAAAUUGUAGUCCAUCGAUUAUUGACAAUACUAUUCGACUAGAUGAAAAUGAUGAAACUCAACCGACUAUUGGUUCAUUAAAACAGAAUAAAGAUAAGAUACAUGUUACACGCAUUCGAUCAAGCCAUCGUAGAUCUGCAUUGGCAUAUCAUCCAUCACAAAUUGAAACAAUUGAAAUACCAUCAAUAAAUCAUACUUCUAAAUUUGAAACAUUAUCGACGGCAACUAUUCGAGUAGAACGUAUUCAUAAAGAGAAGAAACAGUCAAAAUCAAGAAGUGUUGCUCCAUUCGAAUUAAUUUUCAAAGAAAUAACGAACGAGACGAAAGAGCUGCCGGAGAAAAGCACUAAACCUGCUGAAUAG